UACAUUCAGUGUGUUGAAGCAGCAGCAGCAACAGCAGUGUUGUAUGUGGGUCCUUGGCAAGAGGAUAGCAGCAGUAAGCAGGAGAUACAUCCCAGAGCAAACUGCCCGAACAACAUGGUGGUUUUAAGAAUCGUCCCUUGCCUGUGUCUGCUGGUGGGCUUCUCGCUCCAGGUGGACGAGAAAAGUGGGAAAGAAGCCGGAAAAGCCGGGAAUUUCAUGGAAGAUGAGCAAUGGCUGUCAACCAUCUCCCAGUACGGGCGAAAGAUCAAACACUGGAAUCGCUUCAGAGACGAUGAUUACAUCAAAAAUAUGGAGGAGAACACGGGCUCUGAUGAAACCGUGGACACCACCAAGGACCCUUGCCAGAAUGUGAAGUGCAGCCGCCAUAAGGUGUGCGUCGCUCAGGGCUACCAGAGGGCCAUGUGUGUCAAUCGCAAGAAACUGGAGCAGAGAGUCAAACAGUCAGGCCAGCUGGAGGCUCAUGAAAGCAGCUGCAAACCUUGUCCUGUCACUGCCUCCUCACCUGUAUGUGGCUCUGAUGGACACAACUAUGCCACUGAGUGUAAGCUGGAGCAGCAGGCCUGCCUCACUGGGAAAGAGCUGAGCAUCAUGUGCUCUGGCUUUUGCCCCUGUGCCACAGCCUCCGUUACCCUCACCAAUAUUGACGCAAAACGUGCGAGCUGUACCGGCCAGGACCUGGCAGACCUGGGCGACCGCCUGAGAGACUGGUUCCAACUCCUGCAUGGAAACGCAAAGCAGAAUAACUCUGGCAAGCUCAGAGCUGGCACUGCUUCAGUGCUUGAAAAGAGUCUUGUGGCAAGUUGCAAGGACUCCAUCGGCUGGAUGUUCUCAAGGCUGGACACCAACAGCGACUUGUAUCUGGACCAAGCUGAGCUGACUGCUAUUAACCUUGAUAAAUACGAGGUCUGCAUCCGACCCUUCUUCAGCUCCUGCGACAGCUACAAGGAUGGGAAGGUCUCUACGGCGGAGUGGUGCCUCUGCUUCUGGAGAGAAAAGCCGCCGUGCCUCGCAGAGCUGGAGAGGAUCCAAGUGCAGGAGGCGGCUAAGAAGAAGCCUGGGAUGUACAUUCCCAGCUGCGACGAGGACGGCUACUACAGGAAAGUGCAGUGUGACCAAAGCCGAGGGGAGUGCUGGUGUGUGGACCAGCAUGGUGGAGAGAUGAUGGGCACCAGAAUCCAUGGCAACCCAGACUGUGAUGAAGUGGCAGGAUAUUCUGGAGAUUUUGGAAGUGGCGUGGGAUGGGAGGAUGAAGAGGAGAAGGAGGCAGAGGACACUGGUGAGGAGGCGGAAGAGGAGGAAGAGGAGGAGGGCGAGGCUGAUGACGGAGGAUACAUCUGGUAGAACUGUGUGACCCCACGCAGAGAGCCGAGUCACAGCCGCCGGCCUGAAACUCUGCAGGGAUGGCUCUCUCCUCACAGCAAAGAUUUUGGGAUUGGACGGGGGAGGCAUGGAGUUGUGUUUCAUCCUGGUGGGAUAUGUGGUGCUCGGCAGGUCCAGGGAUGAGACGAUGACCAGUUUUUGUCUUAGAUAUGUGUAAUUGCUUCAUUCUCUUGUCUCUGUUUUUUUGAGCAACAGAGCAUUUUGUUUUGCCGUCCUAAAAAAGCAGGACCCACUGACUACUGCACCAUAGGUAGCUUUCCGACCGCCAUCUAUGCAUAGAGAUUACCAGUCAUUUUGUAUUGUGUGAACAAUUGCUUGAUUAUUAGAGCUGCCGUCCCAAUAGAACAACUAGAGAUCAGAAUUCAAAGGAUUAGACUGACAGUUUGUGGAUAAAUGCUUAUUUGCUUUCUUGUAGAGAGAUGUAUGAAACGCUUCUUGCCUCGCUAACAUACUGUAAGUUCAAGCAAUGAGAUGCCAAGAUUAGCAUAUCAUAAAGACUGGAAAUAGAGGGAAACACCUACCUAAUUUUAAAGCUAACAAAACACCAUUGUGUUCAAAAUCUGUUUCUGCUGCCCUUCAGAGGCCAAUCAAUUAUAAUUAUUGAAGCUUGCGUUACCUGGUUGUGGUUGAAUGUACAGACAGAGUAGUAUCGAUCUUCUCAUCUCUCUCUAAAUAGAUUGUAUAAAAGCGUGUUUCCCAAAAUGUCAGUUCAGUGCAAUGUGAUAAUGUAUAUCCAGUCUGACUCUGUAUAUAAAUCCAAUGAUCUGUGAAGCAAGCUUAGAGGAAUAACGGUUACUAUGGUUUCCAUUUACCUUUAUGAUAAAGAUGCUCCAUAGCUCAUAGCAGUUUUUAAAAUGUAAAUGCUUCAGGAAUUAAGUGAAUACACUCACCUACACAGGACCUACAUUUCGAGUUGGUUUACUUUUAUUGAAAACCUGUAGAAUGUACUUAAAUGGCCCAAACUGCACCUACAGUAGAAACCACUAUUCGCUGAAGUCAUGUCAAAGAAUGUGCCACAACUUCGUUAAUUAUGAGUUUGCAACUUGACAAAACUGUAUUUUGUGUUUAUAUAUAUAUAUAUAUAUAUAUAUAU
Molecule: messenger RNA, 2494 nt
Organism: Eleginops maclovinus (Patagonian blennie)
Lineage: Eukaryota; Metazoa; Chordata; Actinopteri; Perciformes; Eleginopidae
Product: testican-2-like
Exons: 10
Coding region: 115-1362 (415 amino acids)
Biological process (GO): anatomical structure development
Molecular function (GO): extracellular matrix binding; calcium ion binding; collagen binding
Source: RefSeq, a predicted model, not a curated record